Darwinula stevensoni is the source of this 2142-nucleotide messenger RNA. The record is from the annotation of a GenBank genome assembly. Lineage: Eukaryota; Metazoa; Arthropoda; Ostracoda; Podocopida; Darwinulidae.
AUGAACUGUAUGAAACGUAGUGUUCAAUGUCUGUCUAACAAGGAAGAGGCGAAAACAGAGGACUCGAGUAAAAACGGCGAAGCAAAGAGCCACAGGCAUGCAUUUCAUAUACUAGAAGGACGUGGAGCGGGGACGGGAUGCAGAGAUGACACUGGGAAUGAGGAAGGACCAAAGCCUCCCAAACCGCUCAGUCUGUGUUUAGCCCUCGCCCGAGUCACAUCUCCCCUCGUAAUCAUGGAUCUGGUCGAAAGCGUCAUGAACCUGACCACCACCCAGUCGGCCGACGCCGAUCUAGGGCAACUUCAAAGGCAAUUCGGCUGGCCGGACUAUGUAGUGUUCGCUCUUCUUUUGGCCAUCUCUGCGGCCAUCGGGAUCUUUUACGGGGUCUUCCAAAAACAGGAUAGUGCCGAGGACUUCCUCAUGGCCGGACGAUCCAUGGGAACUUUUCCCAUGUCCAUGUCCCUCGUUGCAAGUUUCAUGUCGGCCAUUACGAUGUUGGGAACGCCGGCGGAGGUCUACAAAUUCGGGAUCAUGUAUUGGAUGAUCUGGAUCUCUUACUUCUUCGUCACCGGCGCCGCCAUGUACCUCUACAUGCCCGUCUUCUAUCACCUGGAACUGACCUCCACCUACGAGGCAAGUCGUUCGAGUGGAACCGGCUCGCUUGCGCCGUACCUGGAAUUGAGAUUCGGCAAGGCGAUCCGAGCCCUCGGGUCGAUCAUCUUCUCCGUUCAAAUGACGCUGUACAUGGCGAUCGUGGUGUAUGCUCCGUCUCUUGCUCUCAGUCAAGUGACAGGAAUCAGCGUGUAUUUGGCCGUGUGUCUCAUGUUUGGCGUGUGUACGUUCUACACCGUUAUGGGAGGAAUGAAGGCGGUGAUGUGGACCGACACGGUCCAGGUGAUGAUCAUGUACGGCUCCCUCAUGCUCGUGAUCUUCAAGGGAAUCAACGACCUUGGAGGCUUCGGCGUCGUCUGGCAGCACAACCUCCAGUCCGGCCGGCUCGAGUUCUUCGAUUUCAGCGCGGACCCCACGAUUCGUCACACGUUCUGGACUCUGGUCGUCGGGGGUUAUUUCACCUGGAUCUCCAUCUACGGUAUAAACCAGGCCCAAGUCCAGAGAUAUCUCUCGGUCCCCACGAUCAGGCACGCCCGAAACGCCCUAUGGCUGAACCUGGUUGGCCUCCUGCUGCUGCUGGCGCUUCUGUCCCUGGCGGGGUUGGUCAUAUACUCCAAGUAUCACGACUGCGACCCGCUGAAGGCCGGGAUCGUGUCCUCCUCCGAUCAGCUGUUUCCCCUCUUCGUCAUGGACACUCUGGGGCAUCUGCCGGGUCUCCCGGGUGUCUUCGUCGCUGGCAUCUUCUCCGGAGCCCUCAGCACGGUGUCAUCGGGUCUGAAUUCCCUGGCGGCCAUCACGUUGGAGGACUUCGUGCGUCCGUUUUGCUUCAAGGGGAUGUCGGACAGGCAGGCGACGAAUGCGUCCAAGGCGAUAGCGCUGGCUUAUGGCUUCGUUUCCUUCGGGCUCGUUUUCGUCGUCGAGAAGUUCGGGACCAGCGUGCUCACCGUAGGUCUCGGGCUCGGUACUGCGAGGUGCUGCGAGGUACCGUGUGUGUGGUGUGCAGUUACAUGUGGGGUUGCGGCACUGAGCAUCUUCGGGAUGAUCGGGGGGCCUCUCCUGGGCAUUUUCACUCUCGGCAUGUUCUUCCCAUGGGCCAACAACAAGGCGAGCGGAUCUUUGGUCGGAGGGAUCGCGGGAUUCGCGUUGAGCUUCUGGAUCGGAGCGGGCGCGAACGUGGCGACGUCCCAGGGCAGAAUCAGCUUCCCCCUCAAGCCGAUGUCGGUCGAUGGCUGCCCGCUGCUCAACGCGACGGAGGUCGAGGCUGCCUCCACGCUUUCGCCGGAGCCGCUGGGGCUCUACCGGCUGUCGUAUCUGUGGUACUCGACGGUCGGGUGCUGGAGCGUGAUCGCGAUCGGGCUGUUUGUCAGCUUGGCGACGGGGAUGCAGGAGCCGAGGAAGCUCGAUCCCAGGCUCGUCUCGCCGGUCUUUCGUCAGUUGAGGAGGUGGCUUCCGGAGAGUUGGGUGUUGAGGAUGGGGCUCGACAUCGGAGACGAUUACGUGAGUCCACCGCUUUGCUUGCCGAAAAGGUGA